This is a messenger RNA of Cooperia oncophora, 408 nucleotides long. The record is from the annotation of a GenBank genome assembly. Lineage: Eukaryota; Metazoa; Nematoda; Chromadorea; Rhabditida; Trichostrongylidae.
AUGCGCAACAUUUUUGACAAUCAUUUCAACGGUGCAACUGCUCAAGUAACCAUUGGCUACGGUUCCGAAAACGGUUUGAGUCCUGCUGUAGCAUCGAGGUCUCAUUUGGUGGAAGAGAUCGAUCCACUGACUGCUAUUUCGAAACCAUCUUUGAAAUGGAAUGCCGAACAAGCAGCACUGUACACCGUGGUUAUGAUUGACGCUGAUGCUCCAUCAAGAAAAGAUCCGCAUCUGAGCGAAUUCCUGCACUGGCUUGUGAUUAACAUUCCUGGACAAUCUAUUAACAGAGGCAGCGAAGAAUUCCCGUACCGUCCUCCAAGACCACCAGUGGGUACAGUUCUGGUCUUAUUCCAACCCUUGCAGAAAGUUGGUAACGAUUCAGUUGAAAAGCCAGCAGAUAUCAGAUAA